AUGGCUUACCCCAACGCGUCCGACGACCUGGUGUGGGUGCUGCUGAACCAGGGCCACUGCUACAAGGCGCGCACGGCCGUCGGCUCCAAGCGCCACCUCAGCCGCGAGCCCAACAACCUCGUCGCGCUCCACUCGCGCAAGUACACCGGUCUGGCGGCGGGCAAGACGGUGGCGAUCCGCGCAACGGGCAAGGGGCAGAACCUGGAGAUGACGAUCACGCACCCCGACAAGGCGCACAAGCCCGCCGAGGCGCGCGAGGUGAUCGUGCUCAAGAAGGACAUGCCGCAGAUCGCCAAAAACAUCACGGACCGGCUAAAGACGUACGAGCCACGGCUGAACAAGGCGGCGCUGGCCUACGCCUACAACCUGCACAAGGCGCUGCGCCGCAGCGAGAGGGGGCAGGUGGGCACCGGCUCCAAGCACGUCGCCGUGCGCUGA
Molecule: messenger RNA, 438 nt
Organism: Closterium sp. NIES-65
Lineage: Eukaryota; Viridiplantae; Streptophyta; Zygnematophyceae; Desmidiales; Closteriaceae
Source: the annotation of a GenBank genome assembly